Messenger RNA from Ziziphus jujuba (common jujube), 1829 nucleotides. Its product is annotated as probable choline kinase 1. The record is from RefSeq and is a predicted model, not a curated record. Gene Ontology annotation, biological process: phosphatidylethanolamine biosynthetic process; phosphatidylcholine biosynthetic process. The transcript is spliced from 8 exons. Gene Ontology annotation, cellular component: cytoplasm. Bases 509 to 1555 code for a protein of 348 amino acids. Gene Ontology annotation, molecular function: ethanolamine kinase activity; choline kinase activity. Lineage: Eukaryota; Viridiplantae; Streptophyta; Magnoliopsida; Rosales; Rhamnaceae.
UCAAUCCCAAAACAAAAAUCUGACACAGAAUCUCCACCCAGAUUCCAACUCUGCCGUUUUUACUGUCUCCAAAGAAUCCCACAUCCAAAAAAAUUUCAUUUUGCAUUAUUUAUUUAUUUGUUUAAUUUCACACUGCUUUGCUUCUUUUUCUUUUAUGUAAUAAUAUUUGUUUAUAACUAUAUAUAUAUAUAUAUAUAUAUAUAUUUGAUUUUUGGAGGGUUGUGGAAAAUUGGAAGGAAAAGCAGAUUCUUGGAUUCAAUGGUCAUGUUAUAAAACCCCCAUAUUUUAAUAUUACUUUCAAAGAUUGUUGGGCAUCAAUUUCAAUAUCUCCGACUUCUGUAUAAACCUCUCUCUCUCUCUCUGGUAGUUUUUUAUAUACAUCAUCAACCUCUCGGCAAAAACUCUCUGAAAAAGCAUAAUACAAUUUUCUCUAGCUUCUUUGCAAAUUCUUUUUUCUUAGUUUCAAGAAUUUUAACCAAAACAAUUGCUUCGAUUUAAUUAGUAAAGAAUGGCAAUAAAACCAAAUAAGUUCGUGAAAAGCAUUGUUCCGGAGGAAUGGAAGAAGGUGCUUCAAGCGGUGGCUUCUGAGUUUGGGGAUAUCGUGGAUGUUGAAGAAUUGGAAGUGAUUCCAUUGAAAGGGGCUAUGACUAACGAGGUUUACCAGAUAAACUGGUCUACAAAAGAUGAUGAUGUUUCCCGGAAAGUGUUGCUUCGAGUUUAUGGGGAUGGAGUUGAUAUCUUCUUCAACAGGGAUGAUGAGAUUAAAACCUUUGAGUGCUUGUCCAAACAUGGUCAAGGACCUCUCCUACUUGGCCGAUUUGCAAAUGGAAGGGUUGAAGAGUUCAUCCAUGCUAGAACACUUUCAGCCAAUGACCUCCGUGAUCCUGAAAUAUCUGCUCUCAUAGCAGCUAAGAUGAGAGAGUUCCACAAACUUGACAUCCCUGGCCCCAAGAAUGUUGUCCUUUGGAACAGAAUGAGAAACUGGAUAAGCGAGGCCAAGAGUUUGUGUUCGUUAAAAGAUGCUAAGGAAUUCAGGUUGGAUACUCUUGAGGAUGAAAUUAACAUGCUAGAGAAGGAAUUAUCUCAUGACUAUCAAGAAAUCGGGUUUUGUCAUAAUGAUCUGCAGUAUGGUAACAUAAUGAUGGAUGAAGAUAGUAGAGCAAUCACUUUAAUUGACUAUGAGUAUGCCAGUUACAAUCCUCUAGCCUAUGACCUUGCAAACCAUUUCUGCGAAAUGGCAGCAAAUUACCAUUCCGACAAACCUCAUAUAUUGGAUUAUAGCUUAUACCCAGAUCUGGAGGAGCGCCAGAGGUUUGCACGUGUAUAUCUUAGCUGUUCAGGCAAUGAACCCAGUGACAGAGAAGUGGAGCAACUGGUUAAUGAGGCGGAGAAGUUCACUUUGGCAAACCAUCUAUUUUGGGGCUUGUGGGGAAUAAUUUCUGGUUAUGUGAACAAAAUCGACUUUGAUUACAUGGAGUAUGCAAGGCAGAGGUUUCAGCAGUACUGGUUGAGAAAGCCGGCAUUGUUGGGUUCUUCCGGUGAUUCUCCACUGUAAAGGGCAUUUACAAGUGUAUUCUGCAUAGAAGGCAACACGUAAUUUUUCUUGAUUGUUGUGUGGUUGAUGAAAUUUUUUUUUUUUUUUUUUCCUCCAUUUUUACAAGUCUCUGGAAAGUGAGUAUGUGUAGAGGUUGUGUGGCUAAUCACAGCCCUGUUCAAAGAAAUGAGAAAAACAAAUAUGCAGCUUGAUAAUAAAAGUCGAAUAUAGAAAUGUUACUAUAACAAUAUAGAGCAUCUUUAAUGAUAAAUAGUGAAAUUUUAUUUGUGUCCAA